Messenger RNA from Owenia fusiformis, 3275 nucleotides. The record is from the annotation of a GenBank genome assembly. Lineage: Eukaryota; Metazoa; Annelida; Polychaeta; Sabellida; Oweniidae.
GGUUAUAUGAAUAUGUUCUGAACUACAUGCAGACAAGUUGGUUGAACUCUCACAAGUUAUAUGAAGUAACAAGUGGUACUACCAUGUAAUUAGCAUCACUGUAUGCGUCUUAGGAGGAGGAUAUUUGAUUAAAUACUUGAAAACUGUUGCAGCAAACGAACAACAAUUGCAAUGGAAGGAAUGGAUGUUGAGAGUCAACUUCAUGCUUUAGCUCUGCAUAACAGUAUGGAUAUGGCGGGGUACGGGGACAACACCCAUCAAGUUCCGAGCCAGAUGGACCAAUUCACGGUUGUUAAACCAAAGCUGGAACCUGACUCCCUUGAGGAAAGUUGCGGAGGGGCAGUUCGAAAUAGUACGAAGCCACGGACACGGCGGCAUAAACCUAAGGAAGUAUCAGACCUUGUCUGUGGAAUCUGUGGAGACAGGGCUCUUGGGUACAACUUUGACGCUGUCACUUGUGAAUCCUGUAAGGCCUUUUUCAGGAGGAAUGCUCAUAAAUCAAAGGACUUGAAGUGUAGUUUUGAGGGAUGCUGUAAACUUGACCCCCACACGAGGAAGUUUUGCUCAUCAUGCAGACUCAAAAAAUGUCUCAGCAUCGGCAUGAAGAAAGACUGGAUUCUUGAUGACUCUGAACUUGCUAGGCGGAGAGACAGGCGACUGCAGAAGGCUACAGGGACAAAUAGGGCUAAACAACGAGACAGUAUUGAAAGUCCUUCAUCGACCAUGUGUUCUCCACCAUUCGGCUCAGGAUCAUACAGCCCUCCUAGUUCCACAGGCGUUGAGAGUAUGUGUGCAGACAGUACAAUAUUCCACCAAGCCCCCAUGGAGAACCCUUAUAUGCUACAAGCCCCUACCCAGUCACAGUCCCACCAACAGCAGCACAAUAUCUCCACAAGUCUACCUAUGGAUACGGCUACCAGCACUAGCUGCAGCUCCCUAUCACCUCCUCCACCAACGACAAACAUACCUGCUGCCAAAGCACCAUCUCCAGACCUCACUCCCCAGGACUACAUGGGCGAUGCAUCUCAAACUGAACUAAAAACAGUCCUCGAUGCAUUCCUGGAGUCCCAGUUACCUCAACAUACCCGACAAUUACUCCCAGAGGAAAAUGCCCGCCUAGACACUCUGGUCAAGGGAUACUACUCCGUGUUUGAUCUACCAUAUAAGGAGCAAGAAACGAAGAAUUUUAAACCGAUGCCGUCAAGUUCAACGGAGAUGUUUAACAUGACAGAUGUGUUCAUUCGACGCUUGAUUAAAUUUGCCAAGGCAAUUCCAGAGUUCAAGAUGCUAGAUCAGGAAGACCAGAUAACCUUGCUGAAGGGAAGUGUCAUGGCAGUUAUGAUAAUGCGAGGAGCGCACAAGUUUGAUGCUCAGGUCAAUGGAUGGCAGUACAAAGACUCUGCUGGCACUAAGACCUUGCCAGGUAUGCCUGUUAUGAACCCUGGAUGUCCUGACUUAUUUAAAUCAAUCCGUGAGUUUGCGACAACACUAGCCUCUUUAACAAAUGGAGAUAUGAAGAUCAUUAUUCUUUUAUAUGCUCUCGAGUUAUUCUCACCUGAUCGUGUGAAUGUUAAGAAUAAAACUGGGAUUUAUCAGGCACAGGAGACCUAUUCACAACUUUUGCAGAAAUAUUUAUUGUUUAUAUUGCCUGAACAUGAAGCGAAACAGAUUUACCCAAAAAUCUUAAUGUUACUGGUGGAUUUAAGAGCUCUGGCUGACAAGAAUGAACAAUCAGCGUCUCAAGUUGAUAUGACAAAGAUGGAACCUCUUCUCUUGGAAAUAUUUAACUUGAGAUAAAAGACCAUUGGAUUCAUGUGUUAUUUUAUUACUGUUAUGUACUCCUAUUCAUUGUUGCGGAAUGAAGCUCAAGUAUUAAUACAUGUAUAGAAGUUGAACGUGUACAUAUAUACAUAUGUACAAAUAUUUGCUCCAAAAAUGCCAGGUCUAUAGUCAUAUAUAUAAGGAAUGAAUGGCUUUGGAAAGAAAAGAUGAUAACCAUAUAUGUAUGGUGGAUUUGAGUGAAUUUCUAGCUGUAUGUCCACAGCUGUAUUAAGCUGGUCAUUUGGGCAGUGUCCAGCGAAUUUUGGAUAUAGAUUAGCCAAUCUCAAACUGUUCCAUAUGCUACUGUUCUUGCUACGAUACUGUAGAGUACCAUAAAAUAUGGUACCAUACAGACUGGGUUAUACCAGCUGGUGCAUCAUUCAAUGUUGACCAGUACAUUUCAAAUUUUAUGACAUGCCCAAAUUAGGAGCUAUACAGUCAUAUGCUAAUCUUACAAGCAAAAACAAGGUAUUUAUUUGAAUAUUGUCACGGGUUUAGAUGGUUGAUGUUUAUGAAAAAAAGUAUAAAAAUAUAUAGCAUAAUGUCCUGUGGAUGGUCUGUAUAUGUAUUAUAAUAUAGAAAAUAACUAGCUGAUUGUCAUGAGAAAAUUGUAUAUAUACAGCUUAGUGCUGUCUUUUAGUGAUAAACUUUAUGACCCAGGGACAUAUUUUACCUCAAUUUUAACCCGGGUAAAUCAUUGAUUGUAAUAUUGCAUCACUGCUUUUAGGCAAUGUCUAUAUAGUCAUUGUAUGAUAUUUACGCUCAUGUUUAGUCAACUUUGAUUUAGUUUAGAAUGUGAAGAAUUUGAUAUGAGGUAUUAUUACUCUUUUUAGACACUGCAGUUAAAGCAUGGCUAAGCCUGCAUUUGCGAAAACAACAAUCGGCUAUUAGCUGCUUGUUUGACCUCUAAUUCAUAAGUUAUUUGCAUAAAUUAAACUCGUCAUUUUGAAGUGAAAAUGAACAACCCGUUAUUGUUGAUAGAUGAACAAACUCGUCAAAUGGACAACCAGUUAUUGUUUAUAGUUGCAUACGCGAUGCAGCCUUACUGUGGUUUGAAAGUAGUCUGACUAUCAGAUGUAAAUUUCAAAAACUUCAAUGAAAUCAACAGACAAACUAUAGGCAAUUUUGAGCACAUGUUCUGUGUAUAUUUUAUUGUCCACUUGUAGAAAUAUAUUUUAUAAAUUAUUUUAUUUAGCACCUUAUCAACUGAAGCAGAUGUAAUAUUCAUUUUGGCUGAAUGUACUAUAUGAUAAAUGGUCUCAGGGAGCAAUCAUGGAAUCAAAUCACAUUUCAGCACAAUAUGUAAUCAUCUUUUCAUUUCAUUUGAGUUACAUAUCUCACACAGACACCAUAGGGCACAUACCUGUGGUAGGGUAAUGUAACUUGAUAUCCUAAGGUAGAAACAGCUCCCGUAUUAAUCUGACAGGAACUGGUAUCUUUAUCCUGGCUAGGAC